AUGGAUGAUAAGAUUAAACGGUAUCUUAUAAUUUUAGGCACGAUCGUUAUGUUCGGUCUUGCCAGUUGGGUUAUAUGGCUCCUUAUAAAUAAUUAUCAAAUUGAUUACAAGACCUUGCAAGAACAAUUCGAUGAUCUAGUUGAAAAAGCUUCAGCCGACGCUGUGAGACAGUUUGGUGAAGAAAAGGGAGACAAAAUUUCAGCUGAAGAUGUGGCUGAUAUUGCAAGUGGACUACCUAACAUUGAAAUAGUUGAUAAAGAUAUAGAGAAUGCGACAACAGCGGUUGCAAAGUGUGUGAAAGAAAUGGACGACAAAAAAAAAAUUUCAGAAGUUGAUAAAGCUCAGGCCAAAAAUUUAGCUCAAAGUAAAGUAGCAGCGGAGAUUAAUAAUAAAGCAAAGGUAAUUGCUAAGAAAGUGAUGGUAGAUAUGAUUCAGAAAAAAGUGGGGGAAGAGUGCAAAAAAGCGGCGAAAUCUGCUACAGACGCUGAAAUCAAGCAAUUCUUUGAAAAACGAUCGAAUAAUGAAAAUACCGCCAAAACAGCAAUUAGCAAGCAUGCUAAGGAAGCAGCUCUUACUAAGGCUAAAGAAUUACUCCAGACACCGAAGUACGCUAUUGAUAAUGUGAAUUUUAAAUCUGAAGCCAAAAAAGCUCUUACAAAUACAAAAGGAACUAUUAAAAGAGAUGUUGUGUACGCUGCUAUCUUGGAAGUAGCAAAAGUAACGAAGUAA
This is a messenger RNA of Cotesia congregata, 729 nucleotides long. Lineage: Eukaryota; Metazoa; Arthropoda; Insecta; Hymenoptera; Braconidae. The record is from the annotation of a GenBank genome assembly.